AAUAUAAAAAAUUGUUGAAAAAACCACCCAAAAACUUACCCCCAGUAGAGUAAGGUUCCACCAAGCCCGACCCGACCCGACAGUGCACUAUCUUGCAGGUUGCAGCAGCAGCCGCUCCAUUUCCAGGGUCCAGGGUUCAGCCUCCUCUCUUCUGUUUCUUCUUGUUUCUCCGUCAAUAGUCUCCAUACUCGACGGGACCUGGCUUGGCUUGGGUUUCUCGUGGGAAGUCAUUAUGUGUGAUGAUGAAAAUGAUGGUUUGUGGAUUAUCGACAAAGCUGUUGAACAUAUGCAUAGCUUCAUUUUGUAAAGUCCGGCUAUUGGAGAAAGCAGAAGCCAUUGUAAUUGACGGUAUAAGAUUGGGGGUGAUUCCAGAUGUGGUAACUUACAAUACUUUGGUUAGUGCAUAUUCUCGGUUUGUUAGCUUAGAUGCAGCUUAUUCUGUUAUUCAUAGAAUGAAAGAAGCUGGGAUAAGUCCAAAUGUCAUUACUUACAAUUCUUUGAUGUCCGGGGCGACCUGGAAUUGCUUAUUGUCACGAUCCCUGGAUUUGUUUGAGGAAAUGUUACUAGCAGGUAUACAUCCUAAUUUAUGGAGCUACAACAUUCUGAUGCAUUGUUUCUUUAAAUUAGGAAAACCUGAUGAAGCCAACAGAGUAUUUCAGGAUAUUUUACUUAGCAAUCUUACUCCCCACCCAUCUACGCUUAACAUAAUGAUUAAUGGCCUUUGUAUCAAUGGAUACAUCGAUAAUGCCCUUAUGUUAUAUAGGAAUUUGCGACGCCAUGGAUUUGUUCCCCAAUUGGUGACAUACAAUAUUCUUAUCAACGGGUUAUGCAAGGCACGCAAAUUGAGACAAGCAAGGAGAAUUCUUAAGGAACUUGGGGAAUCAGGUCAUGAGCCAAAUCUCAUAACCUACACUACAGUUAUGAAAUACUGCUUUAGGUCCAACAAGUAUGACAAAGGGCUUGAGAUUAUGUCAGUUAUGAUGGGUAAAGGGUAUACUUUUGAUGGCUAUGCAUACUGCACAGUCGUUGCUGCUUUGGUUAAGACUGGGAGGAUAGAAGAGGCAAAUGCUUGCAUGGAACAGACAAUAAGGAACGGCAUUGAACUUGAUUUAGUAUCUUACAACACCUUACUCAAUAUGUAUUGUAGAGAAGGUAAGUUUGAAGCUGCCUAUAAGCUGUUGGAUGAAAUGGAGAAUGGAGGUCUGCUGUGUGACAAGUAUACCCACACAAUUAUAAUUGAUGGAUUGUGUAAGGCCGGUAAUAUUAGUGGGGCUCAAAAACAUUUACAUUAUAUGAAAAUGAUGGGCUUCCAUGAAAACUUGGUUGCCCUCAACUGCAUGAUUGAUGGCUUAUGUAAAGCUGGUCAAAUCGAUCGUGCAAUGGAAUUGUACAAAUCAAUGGAGACUAAAGAUUCAUUUACCUACACCUCCUUGGUGCACAAUCUUUGCAAGGCUGGAAGGUUUCGAUUGGCAUCCAAGCUUAUGAUGAAAUGUUUAAGACAUGGGAAGAAAAUACCCAAGGCUACCCAACGGGCUGUCUUUGAUGGUCUUUAUAGUUCAGGGUUUACAGACGAAGCAAGGAAGCUUUGGUGGAAAAUUCGAGUGGCUCGAAUAUUGCAUUAGAAACCGGCUAUGCUUUUGGUGCUGAAAAUGACAUAACCUAGAGAACUAUCCUAGUUGGAUUGGCAUUUUGGUCAGCACCAUGAAAGAGGCCCCCUUUAGCCAUAUUAUGUAAACACAGUGUUUUUGGGCUGUUGAGCCUGCUCUACCAAGCAGAGAUUAUUAAUAUUGAAGUGUAAUGUUGAAUCUGAAUGAAAGUUGACUAACUAGCUUGCAACUGCCUUGCAUUGCUAGACUAAAAGUGGUUCUGCCUGUGUGUAUGAUGGGAAGACACUACUUGUAGUAAACAAACAACUUGCCAUAUUCAUGUAUGACUGGACAAGUCCAGAAACAUUUUCUCAAAGUCAACUGUCAGCCACACUGGUUUCCUCGGUUGAUGGGCUCAAUGGUAACUGGUUAGCAUUAUUAAGAACAGUUUGGAUAAAACUCUGGACAACUACUCCUGAGAGGUAAACUUGUGUACUGCAGCCUACUUUUCAUGUGAGUAUUUUGACAUGAAAUUUGGAUAAAUUGGUUUCUCAAAUACAUUCAUGGUUGCACGAGAUAGAAUGAUAGAGAUUUCAUCACCCAAAAGGGAAAAAGGACGGUUAACUUUACUUCCUAAAAGUUAAGGAUUGCAAACUUGUGCAUUUUCUAUUGUAAAAACAAGUCCGAGGAAAUCCAUGAUUCUCUUUGCUAUUUGUUGUUCUUUUCCUUAACUUAAUACUGGAAUGAUGUUUUGGCAAUUCUUUUGGGGCAAGAUCUGAGAGAUAAUAUUUUCAAAUAAUAUUCUUUGAAAGAAAAGUAUAUCCAAAAUUUUACCAAAAAAACGUUCAUCGGUUACUUUAUUUAUAUAUGUCUUCCUAUAUCUUUUCUCUCUACCAGACUAUCUUUUGUCAACUUAUUCAACUGUGUUGAUAGAGAAGUGUUAAAUUCAAAUAGUUGAUGUUGUUCUUGUCAUUUAAAAGAAGUUUAUGUUUGAUGGGUUUCUGUUAUUGUGUAUUUGUGUGCGUGCACGCUUAUACACUGCAAAAAGAGAAGGGCUGACUAUAUAACUAGUUUUCAAACAGAUUGAAGCUGAGAUGCGCAGAUGCUAAGAUAGAAGUUGGAUAAUGGUCACGGAGAUUCAGAUGUUAAGUUCAGAGGUUCAAACUACAUGUGUUAUUAUCCAGAUCCAGUUGUCCAAACCAAAAAUGGUCACAGGGUAGGUAGAAAGAGAAAAAAUAAAAAAUAAAAAAUAAAAAAGAGAUGGAAAUAUGGAUUGCUGUUUAGCAGAAAAAGCGGGGUGUCUUUCUGUGUUAUUCGUGAUGUUUUUAGGUCGUCCGGUCGAUUUAUUUAUUUAUUUCAUCAUUAAAGUAAAAAGGUUUUUUGCAAGCUGCAUUGGAUGUUAUCCCGAUAACAAUUAUUGAUGAAAAAAACUAAACCUUGAAUGAAAAUGCAAGAGAGGAGGGAUUAGUAUGACACUUCUCUUUAUAAUGCCUAGUACGAGACUUGUCUUUAUAUAGCAGAGUAAGGAUUAGGAUUCUUCGACAUCGGAUGAGAUUAGAGUGAGUCGUAAAGCAUACUGUCAAUUAGGAGCUGACUUGGACUUCUAGUAGCUCAGGCUUCUGUAGAGUCUAUUCUAUAAUUCUGAAGUUGGAACUUGCUCAUCUUGUUGUUUACCGUUCUGCUGCUGAUGUUGGUUAGCUGGGCAUCAAGCAUCUCUAAUUGAAGAUUCAAUUUGCUGAUAUGGAUCGUGUUUCAACCAGAACCCCGUCUACAGCCAAAUAGUUUCCUCAGGAUUGAAUUUAAUUCUUUAUUGGAAUAUGAACCCUCAUUUGAAAUUCAGCUGUCAUAUAGCGAUCAGUUAGCGUACAGACUACCUAGUUUGUAGUCUGUAUCGCUAGCUGAUCCAUUUUUCCUUUUGUUUUUUAUUUUUUGUCCGUUUAAUAAGAGAUUGAU
Molecule: messenger RNA, 3539 nt
Organism: Prunus avium (sweet cherry)
Lineage: Eukaryota; Viridiplantae; Streptophyta; Magnoliopsida; Rosales; Rosaceae
Molecular function (GO): protein binding
Source: RefSeq, a predicted model, not a curated record